Molecule: messenger RNA, 8166 nt
Organism: Diatraea saccharalis (sugarcane borer)
Lineage: Eukaryota; Metazoa; Arthropoda; Insecta; Lepidoptera; Crambidae
Source: the annotation of a GenBank genome assembly
UCCAAAUUUCAAGUUCUCUAACAUACAUACUUGAUUUUUAAUUGAUUUUCAAAAUAUUAGCGUUUAUCAACAUUUCUUAAAUUGUGUCUUAAUUUUUUUGUUGUAACGUAAUUAUUUCCAAUGUAAUUUGCUCCAAGAUACAUCCGUGAAUAUUUUGUAAGUCAAUACUUUGCUUAUUAAACACAUCGUAAAGCAAUGGUUUUGAUAUAUUAAGUACUAAUAUUGUCCAUAUACCGAUGAAUUGAAAGUUAUCUACUGUUACAUACAUAUAUACUGUUUAAAUACUAUGCCUGUAUAUCUUUUAUUUUGGAUUAUUUCUCCCAAUUUGUUGAUACCUAUUCAGACAAAUUUUCUUUGUGUUAAAAAAUUUUAAUUAUCUGCAUUGAUAUUCUCAAAAGUAGAACAAUGACCUGUGACAUGAAUUGGCUAUAUUGUCCUUUGAUAAGGAGCUAAUAUAAAUAUAUGCUUAAAUUACUUCAUUUACAUUGCCAACAAAAACAAACUUUCUGAUAGUAUGAUUAAAAUGAAAUUCUAAACUUAAAGACUGUGUUACUAUUAGUAUUUUGAUUAUUGACUUUGUAUUAACAACUGAUUUUAUGUUUUAAGGUUGCUUAUGUAAAAUGGAGGAGGAUGAAUUGAAAUAUGUCAUGCGCCUUCUUGAUGAUCUCAGUGAUGCAAUAUUGGAGGAAAUAUUAAAAUUUCAUGAUGAAGUUGAAAGAAGAAUACCACACUCAGAAUUUUCAAAGGAAACAUGGGACUUCUUUAAAAUUAACCUAAAAAACAAUCCUGUGACAACGUCUAAAAUAUUAAUGUACAUACAAGAACAAUCUCAAAAUGAAACUGUCAUAAACAAUAUUCAAAUUAUUUAUUUGGAAAUUUUAAAAGUAGAACUGUCUGAAAAUAACUGUUCAGAUAAAUUAAUUACAUUAAUAUCACUUAUAAAGUGGAAGGAGAACUUCGUGGACAAAUUCAUACACCAGAUCCUAAUACACUUAACUGAGGAUGGCUUUAGACAGUACAGGAAACAAAUUCUACUGAGCCUUCUACCACAUGACAAACCAUAUUUGUUAAGUGUUGCAUCUGAGGCUAUGCAAAGAAAUGAACCACAAAAGGAAUUCAAAUUAACUCCAGAAUAUAUGCUAGAGCUAUGCUAUCAAGACAAGAUACAUUGGUUACUUAAAGCAGCAGAGGUAUACAAACAUCAACUACUUGAUAUGGAGAGUGUAACAUUCAAAAUAAACAAUUUUACAAAACAAAUACUUAUUAUGGUACUCAUAGACUUGACUAAUAGUGCUGAGACAUAUGAUUUAUCAUCAUUAGUUCAUCAACUUACAAAUAUUUUUUCCAUUCUUGAUACUUACACUACAUCUGAUGAUCAACUUCAAUUCUAUUUAACAGAAAUUAAGAGGGAAUUGACUGUUAUCAAAUUUUGCUUGGAGAAUAAUUGUAAAAUAAUGACCACUUGCAUAUUCAGUCAAGUUCUUUCUCAGAGCGCAUUGACAGUUAUUUCACAAGUUUGUAGGCUCUCUAAAAUUGACAGAUAUAAAGUAUCAAGACUCCUUAAUAUUAAUAAUGAUUUUAUGAAUGAAUUGGUGACUUUAAGCAGUAAAAAGGAGGUUAAAAAAAGAGAAUCUAAUUCUAUUAAUUGGGAUGUUCUCACUUAUAACAGUUAUUGUGCUAUUACCAAAGUAAUAGAUACCAUAUUGAAUUCGUCAGAAGGUGCAGAUGAUCCUCAAGAAACUUCUUCAUCAUUAGAGGAUGUAAAACGGCUAAUUUUAUCACUACAACCAUUACAAUAUUGUGUAGAAGUUAUUGAAAACAUAUUCUCCUGUCUGUUUCUGAGAUAUGAGUUUUUUUCAUGCUAUGAGCAAACUCAGGAAUUUCCUUGUGGUACACACUCCGAAUGUUCUUAUUUUUAUUCAAAGAAACAGACCAAGAGUCCAAAAUACAUCAGCACCGACAAUGUAGGCUUUAUUUGCAAUGCUUUCACAAUGCAAAUUGUGUUGAAUACAUUAAAAUUAUGCCUAGAAAAGAUUGAUGAUGACUUAGUGGUGGAGGAUAUAGACCCUGAUAUGGUAGCACGAUUUAAAAAUCUGAUUAAGAUUGUCAACCAUUCUAUGUGGAAAUUACAACUUGUAUCAACUUUAUCACCGGAAACAAAUCCAUUGCAACUGAAGCUGUGUCUUGAUUAUGUCGAAGUUGAUGGAAGUAGUGAAGAGGAAGAACAUGAAUAUGAUGUAAAGGCUUUACGUAAAAAGACAAAAAAUAGGCGAAAGCAUAACUCUAAGCAAGAUGUUGAUCAUGCCAUGCUUACAUCUACUAUAUCGGCUAAUGAAGACGCUUAUCUUGGAAUGAAAGGAAAUAGUAUUGACUUCAUAUCAACAAUGCUUUCUCAACCAAAUUGUUUAGUUGCAUUGGCACUCUUUAAUAAUGACUUUUCUAAAGCCAACCAAAUUCUAGAGAUGUUCGAUUUGGCAGACUCUGAAAUUGCAACAGAAGUAACUUUCACGGAACAAUUGAGACAUUUAGUAGCGAAAAUAAAAAAUAUAAUUUACUAUAGAGACGACACUCGUUAUGCCACGAAGGAAUUGUCAUCGUUAUCAGUCGUCUCCACCGAGGUCAUGGGUCUCGUAGAAGGAUUCCUCGCCACAAAUAGAGCCCCUAAUUCAUUUGAUAUUUUAGAACUCGCGACACGACAUCCGCACUUGCAAUUAUAUAGCCAUCAAAAUGCUCCUUUUAUUAAUGCUGUAGAUAUCUUACUUAGCAGCGGUCUUAAUAGAGAAAUAACAUAUGGUCUUAUUAAUGUUGUAGAAAGGAAACUCGCCGAAGUGAGGAACUGCACCGAUGUUACUGCGGUAAAGAAAAACAAUUAUAUUCGUUUUGUUGAAGACGUUGCUAGCGUCACCUUUGAAAUAUUUGGCAAUACAGAUAAAUCGUUCGAUUUCGUAGAUAACAUAUGUGGACUAAUUGUUGAUUGUAGAAUUCCAUUAAAACACAAGGAAUUUUGCAAAAUGAAUCAACUUGCUAAGGAGUUGAGACAGUCUUGUGAUGAUUUAGUCGAUGUUGUUAAUAUUACGGAAUCAGUAAAUAUAGACCAAAAUUUACUCCAAAAGUAUCAUCAAACAUAUAUGAACGUCGUCGCCGCUUCUGAUAAAGACAUUUGUAACGUUGGUGAGGUGUCAUGUCACGGUAAUAAGAAGUCCAGAAUACCUUACUUGAGGAUGUGUUAUAUGUAUUGCAAAACCGUUUCACAGUUAGAGCAAGAAGAAAAUCAGUCCUCUGAUACUUCUGUGGAUUUACCCUACUUUUUUGUAUUAGGUAAACAAUUACACGAUGUAUUCGGUAACAUGAUUAACAAAAACGAGAUACCUGUUACAAAUUUAGAACCGAUAUGCAAGAAAUUGAAUGUUAACUUGAUCCCAAAACUAAUUUUAAACUUUUGCCCAUCGAUAACUUUGGCGAGUUCACAUAAAGAAGCGACAGAAGAAAACUUCAAUAAUCUUCUACAAUAUGUAUAUGAAUUCAGGAAUCCAGAGGAAAAUUUAUUCUUAGACCCAGUGGCGAAUUUUGCACCGUUACCGCGUUCACCUGAUCCACAGUGUCUUACCUAUAUUAUUCUUCAUAAUUGGGUUUUGGCACACAUAAUCAAGAAAAUUCACACUACUUCUAAUGAAAACAGUUUACAGCAAAGUAUGGAUGCUCGUACGAAAGCACUAAAUAAUUACAUGGAGUUAGAAAGAUUCAAUUGCUUGAAAGUAUUAUUUGACGGUAAUAAAUAUCUAGCUUCACUUCACACGUCGAUAGAUCUGGAUAAACUCUUUGUAUAUAUGCCAAAACUAAUAGGUGCAGGGAAGAUUCUGAAGUGUUUAAAUAUUAUAGAGAGUUUGUCAGAAACACAGCAAAUGUGUAGUGCUAAUUUGAGCAAUUUGAGAGAUUUGAUCCUUUUCAAACUUGCGACUAAUUCUAUGAUCAGCAAUAACUGGAGAUACUGUCAGUACCUAAAAUGUCCUGAAUUAAAACUUAACUUGAUAUUAAAUAAUCUUAAUAGCUGGUCAGCUGAAGGGGCAAUGGAAAUAUUAGAUUAUUUGAGAUUUCUUUUAAAUCAAGAAGUUUUGGAAGAAGGUUUUUAUGAAAAGUGUACAGACUGGAUGAUUAAAAUACCUCUAUAUAGUCAGAUAGCUUCCAUAAUGGGAGCAAACCAUUGGUACGAUGUUUACGAAAAGUCUAUGGAAAAUCCAGAAAAUAUUAUCGAACUUCUUUUGGACAGUCAACAGUACAAACUUUGCUUGGAAUGGGCAGACGUACACAAUGUUUCCGAAAAUGUGAAAAACCUUAUUGUGAAAAGCCUCUUGCAACAACUUUUCGAAUAUACCAAUCAAGCGACUCCUGAAUUUAUUCAGGAACUAUUACGGAGACUUCCGAUGAACCAAGCUAUGGAUCUUAUUCAGGAAGAAAUGUCAAAAGUUAGAAACGUUGAAAUACUUCAAGUUUGUAUUGAAUUUAUUUCGGAAAACUCUUUUGAUUGGAAAUUAUUUGAAAACAUUAAAAUAGGACUUCAAAUAAUGGUUGAAAUUGAUACGAACCUUCGUCAUUUAUUUUGGGAUCUAAUCGAGAAGCCAUUAUUAAUGAUAGAGCAGUUCUUAAUGAACGCCAAACUGGACGUACUGGCUAAUAUAAUUAAUAAAAUAUGGCCAAAUUUAAAAAAAGAUCCUAGUGGUGACAAUUUAUAUUAUAACAUUAAAAUUAUAGAGAGUGUUAUAAUUUCGAAGAAUGCGGUUGAUGCCUUGUUAAGGUUUUAUGCGGAGAAAGCUUUGGAUAUGAAGAAUCCUCUAAACGCUUGUCCUGUUCCGCCGAAGUUUAUGGACGACUCUUUGCUACAGUCAAUUGACUCUAUUAACAUCGAAUCAGCUAAUAAACCAUUCAUCAUGCCGGAGCAGGUACCGACCAAAGAACAAUGGGCGGAGGACUACUCUACCGAUCGGUGCAUGUUAUGUCGCACAUCUAUAUUCUCAAUGAUUAUCCGUCGACAUCAUUGCCGGCGAUGUGGAAGACUUGUGUGCCAUGCCUGUUCUAGCCGAAGAAUGCAGGUGCCGACAUAUCCUAGUGGUGUAAAAUUCAGGGUUUGCAACGAUUGCUACACACAAACAAUGACGAAAAAAUCAAGUUCAGAAUAUGACAAUGUAUUGUUAAGCAGUAACUCUGACUCUGCUGCUAGUGGCACUACUUGCAUGGACUGGUGCCUCUCUGCAAAUUCUGGUAGGAAUGAGGCAGUGAGAGCCGAGUUCAACUAUGAGUUUACACCAAACGUUACCCUAUGCUUGAGUAUCAUGAAGAUGCAUUCGAUUAAUUUGGAUUACCCUAGGUUCCUCUUAGACCGUAGCGAUGAAGUUGCGCGUGAGUUGUCAAGAGGUGGCGACGCGCGGCUGUUGGUUCGCGCUCGGCGAUCUCUACUCCUUGCCGCUGCCGAAUUAUAUUCAAGGACACCGCAGGAGAAAAAUGGCGCGGGAAACAUCAGUCGUUUGGCGGAAACGGGAGCGGCGCACGCGACACGGUGUCUCGCUCACGCCGAUGCCAUGGCCACCCUGGUAAAACACCAGGCCCAUCACCUCAUACCGCAGCAAGGCGCGCACCCAAGUCAAAUAGUACGAUCCCUAUUAGAGGCCGAGAAAUGGGAAUUAGCUCUAGAAAUAGCAACAAAAUCUGGACUUCCUCGAAACAGCGUACUAGCUGCUUGGGGCAAAGCAUGUUUGAAGGCUGGCUGUUUCAAACAGGCGCGUGAAAAGUUCGCUCACUGCUUUAAGAGCACAGUUAAUGUUUACGUAGAAGAUGACUGCGAGUUUGGGAAAGAGGCUUCAGAAUCCCAUUUUAUGAAUAGGAGAGUUCAGAGUCUAAGGUAUUCUGAAAGAUCAAGUUCAUCGGUGUCGAGUGUACAAUCGGAUGGGAGACCACGAACUAAUCCGCCCUUAUUAAAUGAGAUCGUCAACAUGCUGGAGAAUAUGAACUAUCCAGUAAACCAGCAGCUCUUGAAUAAAGCUGAGACAAUAAAGACUACCAACGAAAAAUUGACGUCAUUAAACAUGGGGAAAAAGAAAAUACAGCUGACAGAACCUGCUCUUAAUAUAAUGCACACUUUAGCUAGUGUCAAAAAAAUCAAACAAGGUGAUUACAGUGAUUUCCAAACAGCAUUUUUACAACCUAAAAAAAGUCUUGCUCAGGGUCUACUGCGGAGGAACAACAACCACUCCGAGCCCAAAACAGAUCAAAACUAUAAAAGGCUCGACCCGUUCUUCUAUAAAGAAUGUGUAUAUUAUCUCACUAAUUAUGGAUCUCAUGUAGCCAAUAUAGCAUUUUAUUUGAAACACAGCAAUAUGACAGAAGUUAUCACUUAUUGCUAUGACAAUUUCGUGGAGAAGGAGACUUUUACAGAGUGUGUUUAUAUGGAAUGUUUGAAAAAGGAUCGCGUGAAUGAACUGUUGAAGGCUAUGAGCGAUAUGGACAGCACACUGGAGAUGUGGUCGGAGUAUAUAAUGCAUAUAUGCCGCACUCUUGAAAUGAGUAAGCGUCUGGAAGCGUUAUACGCGCUUCAGUGUGGUAGUGGGCAGCACGCACGCGCGUCAGCCACGUGUGCACUGUUGUACUCACGCCCCACGGCCCGCGGGCCCACGCCCUUCGCCGCCCUCCACGCCCGGCAGCAUCAUCUCAACGCGGCCCUGCAUCACCUGGGCCAGUGCGUGCCCGUCGCAGUCAGUGAGUAUACUUGUCCACUCUUCAUGCCUAGCAGCGUCACCUCAGUACGGCCCCCACCUGGGCCAGUGCGUGCCCGUCGCAAGACAAACGAUCCGAAAUCGCUUAACUUCAACUUGGAUAAAGCUACCAUAGACAAUCUGAUGACAACUAUAACACGUCAGAUGGAGCUGACCAAAUAUCUAGCCGCCUGUGAGGCAAGCGGCCGCCUUACAGAAAAGGUUCUGAAUGAAGUGAUACCAGUCCAGAGCGGUCGCCGCGAUGACAACAAUUUCAGACCGGUGACACUGUUUGGAUCAACGACAGAUAAAAUAAGACUUGUGGCGGUCGUGCUAGCAACAGGACAGUCUAUAGAAGCUGGAUUCGAAUUGGCUUUCAAGAUCAUCACAGAACAUAAGCUCGAUUCAAUGAAUAUAUACACCCACGUUGCUAGGUAUCUUGUCCAAUCCGACAGAUUCAUGGAAGUUAAAACACUAGCGAAAUGUAUUCGAUCGUCAAAAGAAAUCGCUGCGAAUUUGAUGAGUGACCAAGUAUUGCAAGCGGGCGUGACGGCCGUGGUAACUCAGUGCGAAGCACGCGGUCAGCUACACGACGAGCAGGCAGAGAUACUCAUCGCAGACAUACAUAGCGUCACCAUCAAGAUAUCAUGCUAUUUGACUUGCCGGAACGUGAGCAGCGCCUACAUUCUCGCAGCUCGCAACGAUCGCACCAACGAUCUUCGCCGGGUAUUACAAGAGUCCGAGAGAUUAGGCAAUGACCAUGUAAGAAACGCCUGUAUCAAGCGGCUCACCUCAAAGAACGUCCUUUGAUGGAGAAUUAUGUUUAAAGCGAUUUGAUUUGAUGAUGCACGAUGCUUGAGAAUGGAUAAUAGGAUCUAGUUAUAGAGCGAAAACGCACUGCGCUCUUAAUAUUUUUAUAGGAUUUUCCAAUUAUACUUAUCCCAUAAAGCAUACAGUUCUGUUUUAUAGCAAUGAUGAUGAGAAAAAUACAGUGGCGGAAAUUUUGUACUAACUACAUUACAAUAUCAUUACUAAAGGCACUAUCACACUGAUGUAUGUCCCACUGUAAAACGUUAGUACUGGAAUUUCUUUGUUUUCUGAAUGCAUAAGCUUAAAGGUAUGAUUCCAAACUACAUUGCACGUAGCAGCAGUACUGCCGUAGCAAAGCCGCUGAAGUACUACUGGUCCCUUAAAUUCUACUCCUGGGCGUUAUGCUACGCCGCCAAAGUAGAUCAGUAGUGGCGCGUACACAAACGACAAUACUCUCUAAAUAUUUCCUUAUCAUUUAACAGUUAACUUAUAAAACAUUGUCGUCUUGUUCAGAAUAAGCGUGAUGCACAGUUGAGCUGCAGAAGUGCUGCAGUAGCAGAACUGUAUUAAAAAAAUUUUUUUAAAAGUUAUUUGGAAAUCAUUUGUCAACAAG